AUUGGCAGAGGGAGAGAAGGUUCAAUAGCUUGUUAGUUGAGGAGAAACAGUGAACUGAGUUCUCGUGGUUGACAGAGGUUAUUGUGGGGUGAAAGUGGGCAACGUUGAAAAUUUUAACAACGGGAGUAGAUUAGAUUGUGUGUACGAACUAAGAUCAAACUCUGAUAUUUAGUGUCAUAUCGCACAAAGGAUUUCACUGCAGUGAGUGUUGCACUGUACAGGGACGCAAAAAUGUCGUCUCCAAGUCCGGGCAAGAGGCGAAUGGAUACCGACGUGGUGAAACUCAUUGAAAGCAAACAUGAAGUUACCAUCUUGAGUGGACUGAACGAGUUUGUGGUGAAGUUUUAUGGACCACAAGGAACGCCAUAUGAAGGAGGAGUGUGGAAGGUGCGGGUCGACCUACCAGACAAAUACCCGUUCAAAUCUCCGUCUAUAGGUUUUAUGAAUAAAAUAUUCCACCCUAACAUUGAUGAAGCAUCAGGCACUGUCUGCCUAGACGUCAUCAACCAGACAUGGACAGCCCUUUACGAUCUCACCAACAUCUUUGAGUCCUUCUUACCUCAGUUAUUAGCGUACCCUAAUCCCAUUGAUCCCUUAAAUGGAGACGCAGCUGCCAUGUACCUCCAUCGGCCAGAGGAAUACAAACAGAAAAUCAAAGAAUACAUCCAGAAAUAUGCAACAGAAGAGGCUCUUAAGGAGCAAGAGGAAGGCGCUGGGGACUCCUCUUCAGAGAGCAGCAUGUCGGAUUUCUCCGAGGACGAGGCCCAGGACAUGGAGUUGUAGUGUCAUCCUGACUCCUUUCCACACAAAGACUAUGAUGUUUUUCCUAAAUAUCUGAAGCAGACUUAUGAUAUUCAUAUUUAAACAUGGCAAUUUUUUAUUACUAAACAGGAAUUUUUAUGACUAUAUUAUUAGCGUUUGUGUUAAAUGGCACCCUUUUGUGAGGGUUUUUCUUUUUUUUAAUUUCUUGAUCAUCUUCCCUUCAAAUUUCACAAAGCAUCGUCAAGUCCUGUCCCACAACAGUAGUAGCCCAGUCUGACUGCAUGAGACGACUCAUACCCCAGUCAUUAUUCGGCACAGAAAAUAAAUGGGGCUGAUGUUGAUGGUAAACGGUGGCCUCCUACACCGACUGGGAAAAAAAAGGAAAAGAAACUGUUGCUGCAUCAUAGCAACACUAAAAAGUUCACUUUCACAAAUGGCCACUUUUCGUCUGUUUUGAAUUGAGCUGUUUAUUUUUACAGUAUAAGUAGUUCUAUAUGGACCCGAGUAAGGAUUUCACAGGCUUGUGCUCGUUAUCUACUACCUUAUUUGCCUCUUGCAAAUUUUCUCUGCGGAUUUUGGAUUUCUUGCUUACUCUGAGUUGUUUGUGUGUGUGUGUGUGUGUGUGGGGGGGGGGGCAAAGGGGUGUUGGACACAAACAUCAGCAAGACCUUUUUUAUAUGCACAAUGGAUAUUUUCACCUAAUUGUUCGUAUUAAGAGCAUCUUGUGUACAUAGAACAUGGCGCCAAACUGAGGAGCGGGGGCUUUUCUGAUCUGAGAUGGGAACUCUUCGUAGGCAUCAACCAAGACACUCUUCAGGUGAACUGUUGCCUGGCCACGAGGCUGCUGCCAAGGCUGUAGACAUCUGUAGUGAAAUGCAGCGAUCCGAUCGUUAAGCCUCAGCCCAUCUGGUUUUGUGUCUUAUGCGUCUUUCAUCCUUUGCUCGUGACCACAAGGAUUAUUGUGUUAUACAUGGAGAUACCCACAAUAAAAUGCCCUGAGCAUUGCUUUUAAAAA
Molecule: messenger RNA, 1777 nt
Organism: Alosa sapidissima (American shad)
Lineage: Eukaryota; Metazoa; Chordata; Actinopteri; Clupeiformes; Clupeidae
Product: ubiquitin-conjugating enzyme E2 H
Exons: 7
Coding region: 232-783 (183 amino acids)
Biological process (GO): protein polyubiquitination; ubiquitin-dependent protein catabolic process
Cellular component (GO): nucleus
Molecular function (GO): ubiquitin conjugating enzyme activity
Source: RefSeq, a predicted model, not a curated record